AGAAGAAGAAUAAAUAUGUAAUAUAGGUUAUGUUGUUAUGUUUUUAUAAUUUUUUGAAAACAUUUAUUUUGAAUUUCUAUCUAGGACUUUAACGAUGAACAAAUUAUUUACAAGGCUAAUUUCUAGAUCGUUAAAUAGUUAUUCUAAAACUGACAAACUAGCAAGCACUUACAAAGCUGCCGUACUUACAGAGAUCGGCAAACCUCUAGAGAUUCAAGAAAAGAAACCCACUAGUUUGAAGCCCACGCAAGUUAGAGUUAGGGUGGUGUAUUGUAGUGUUAAUUCUGUAGAUGUACAUAAAUUUAAGCAUGAAAGUGGAGAUCUACCCUUUAUACCAGGAUACGAGUUGGCAGGUGAAGUUAUUGAACGAGGAAAAGAUGUUAAAAAUGAACAAGUUAUGAAUGGAGAACGUGUAGUAGGACUUAGUUUAAGCACUUUCGGAGGAUUUGCAGAGCAAUGUGUAUUGGAUAUAAACGAUAUUUGGAGGAUACCAGGCGAUUUAGAAAGAAAAGAUGCUGCCGUUAUUGCAUACGGUCAUUCUACUGCGCUUUUUACGUUUUCUAAACUAGCCACCAUUAAAGAGAAAGACAGAGUUAUAAUAUCUGCAGGACCGGCAGGAAUGGGAUUGGCUGCUGUCGAUAUUGCUGCCAAUGUAUACAGAGCACAGGUAAUAGGUUUGGUUGAUACAGAAGAAAGAGGGGAACUUGUUAGACAAAGAGGUGCUUUUGAAACAGUGUCCUUUUCAGAUAAAUUAGUAAAACAAUGUAUGAAAAUUACAGAAAAUAAAGGUACUUCAAUUGUAUAUGAUGCUACUGGAGAAAAAAUGAUGGAGUCAAUUGGAUCAUGCGUUUCAGUUGGUGGAAAAAUCUUCCACGCUGCCCCGUAUUUCUACAAAACUGUUCCCACUCCGAAAUGUCAUUCUUUCGUCUCGGUUGUCAGCCUGAAAGAGCUGAGGCUUCAAAACAAUCAUUUAUACAGGACUAUCGUGAACGAUACUCUUCAGCUAGCUAGCGACAACAUUAUUGGGGCUCAUCUCAGUGCCAAAUACAAUUUGGCACAAGUAAACGAUGCCAUAAAGUAUAUAGAUGAAAGGAAAUGCACUGGAAAAGUUUUGAUCCACAUGGAUUCUUAGGUAUAAGUUUUAAAGUAUUGUGGUUGUACUUUUUUGCAGUCACUGUAUAUUGGUAAUGUGGUUUUUUACAAAUACGCAAAGAAAAUUGGCCCAUUUCGAUAAUAUUAUCCUGUAUAGUUAUUCUGAAAAAGUACAAUUUUUUAUUAUUUAUUGGAAAUAAAAUAAAAGUGUU
This is a messenger RNA of Psylliodes chrysocephalus, 1304 nucleotides long. Lineage: Eukaryota; Metazoa; Arthropoda; Insecta; Coleoptera; Chrysomelidae. The record is from the annotation of a GenBank genome assembly.